Messenger RNA from Beta vulgaris subsp. vulgaris (sugar beet), 3551 nucleotides. Its product is annotated as U-box domain-containing protein 35. Gene Ontology annotation, molecular function: protein kinase activity; ATP binding. The record is from RefSeq and is a predicted model, not a curated record. The transcript is spliced from 8 exons. Bases 587 to 2908 code for a protein of 773 amino acids. Lineage: Eukaryota; Viridiplantae; Streptophyta; Magnoliopsida; Caryophyllales; Amaranthaceae. Gene Ontology annotation, biological process: protein phosphorylation.
UACCUAUUUGCUUUUUUGUUAAUUCCAUUUAUGUCAAUGGUCCCCACUCCCUCCUUGGUCUUUAUGAAAAAGUGCUUGUAGCAAAUAAAAAAAGACGGAGGGAGUAUGUCUUACUUAGCAAAAAAAUAAUAAUAAAACAUUAUAAUUCAAAUUAUUUAUAGAGGUAUUUUGAUGAUGAGGAGCAAAAAGAAACAAUAAAAUUAGAGGACAACCUAGACACAGCUAGGUAAAAGAAAAAGCUAAGAAAACCAUAACAGAAAUUAUCUCCCAAAAACUCCAAACCAAAAAAAAACACUUUUACCAAAUUUAGCUUUAGAAUACAGAACACUCCACGUAGGAUGGGUGUGGUCGAUGUUCCCCCUGGUAAUUCUCAUAUUGGCAAUUAAGAAAUAAUUGUAAAAGGUUCUCUUGUAUAUAACCUUCAAGUUUUAUGUUUCUGAGUUUUUUUUUCUCCUGAGUUUCGGAGAAAAUAAUCAAAGUUGAUUGAGAAAUCUUGUAUUGGUUGCUUCGCGUUUCUAAUUAAGAGAACGCGAAGCAACCAAGAAGAGAGAACGAGUGAAUAUAUAUAUAAGGAGGUGUUAUAUAAAUGGCUAUACCAGGUGAUACCAUAGAAUUGGGUCACAAUGCUGUCGCAGUUGCCAUUGAUAAGGGAAAGAACAGCCAACAGGCUGUUAAAUGGACUAUUGAUCAUUUCUUGAAGGGAAAAGAAUUAACAGUUGUCCUGAUCCAUGUUAAAACUCACAAUUUUAAUGCACAGAUGGAAGCUUCUACAACUGGUUCAGCCCCAUCAGAAUCGGAAGUACAACAAUUAUUUCUUCCUUAUCGUGGAUUUUGUAGUCGAAAAGGGAUCGAAGCAAUUGAGAUUGUACUCCAUGAUAUUGAUGUUUCAAGUGCACUUAUUAGCUACAUUGAGAACAACUCCAUUGGCAAUAUUGUUGUUGGGGCUUCCAAUCGUAACGCUAUCACAAGGAGGUUUAAGUCAGCAGAUGUUCCUACAAGCCUAGAAAAAUCAGCACCUGAUUUCUGCGCAGUAUAUGUAAUAUACAAAGGUAAGGUGCAAUCAAUGCGUGCAUCAAAUGUGUGUCUUAUGCCUUCUGCAGCAGGUGCUAGUGCAAGGUCAUCAGGCAUGAGCUCUGGUUCCUCUGUUUCAUCUUACUGGACCGGCAAUUCUAAGUCUAGUUUCGGUGGCAGUAGUGCCAGCUCGCAUUCGAGCAUAGCACCAUCAGACCGGUAUUACUCCCCUGGGAACAGUAACCCAAGGAUUCCCAUUGGUGGCGAAUCGCCGAGUCAUAUGUCUGAUGGUGGUCACUACAGUAACCCAAGGAUGCCUGUUGGUGGAGAAUCACCAAGUCACCAAUAUAAUCAUAGGAGCUCUGAUAGUUAUUCUAGCUCCCCGAAUCAUUCUUCGUCGAGAUUGCAAGGUACAGGGCCACCACCUGCUCAUCGAUACAGCAAUGCUAGCUCAGAUUACAACUCCAGAUCAAGCUAUAGUCAGGACGGCUGGAGAACUGAGAAUUCAAGUUCUUACACAUCAAGCAAUGAAGGAAGAAGCACACCUGAAAGAUAUUAUCAAGGACAAAAUCCUUCGUACUAUGCUUCCAACCAUAGUAGUUUCCAGUCAGCCAGUACUACAUCUCUUGACUACAACGACCAACGUCCUCCAACAUCUACAAGUUCAAGUUCCCAAGCCUCUUUUACGGAUGAUAUGGAAGCCGAGAUGGCGAGACUAAAGCUUGAAAUAAAGAAAACCAUGGAGCUUUAUCAAUCUAUUUGUGAACAAGCAACUGUGGCAAAGCAACAGUCUGAUUCUCUUCAAAGUGGAGACGAAGAAGAUAUUGAGGAAAUCAAGUUAGCGAGAGAGGCAGCAAUGGUUGUUGCAGAUCUCGAACGUCUAAAAUGUCAAGCUGCUAUGGAUGCAGCACAGUUGACAGAACGAUUAGUAGACAUGGAGGGUCGUAAGAGAAAAAUUGUGGAACAGAGAGCUGCUAGACGCGAAGAGGAGGAUAGGAAAGCAAAUAACAAAUCAACCACAGUUAGCUACCGUGUAUACUCCUUGCAAGAGAUUGAAAUUGGAACUGAUUACUUCUCUAGUUCAUUAAAGAUUGGUGAAGGAGGGUAUGGACCUGUGUAUCGCGCUGUUCUUCAGCAUACCCCUGUUGCAGUCAAGGUUUUGCGGCCAAAUGUAUCUCAAGGGCUUAAGCAAUUUCAACAAGAGAUUGACGUGCUAGGACGCAUGAGACAUCCGAACAUGGUACUCUUAGUAGGAGCGUGCCCAGAGUACGGGUGCUUAGUAUACGAAUACAUGGAAAAUGGGAGCUUAGAAGACAGGUUGUUUUGUAAGAAUGAUACCCCUACUAUUCCAUGGAAAACUCGAUUCAAGAUUGCAGCUGAGAUAGCAACUUCCCUGCUCUUUCUACACGAGGCGAAGCCAGAGCCAAUGGUGCAUAGGGAUUUAAAGCCAGCAAACAUUCUUCUAGAUUCGAAUUACACAAGUAAGAUUGCUGAUGUUGGUUUGGCGCGUCUAGUACCACCAACAGUGGCUAACCAAAUGACCCAAUACCAUAUGACUGCUGCAGCCGGAACAUUUUGUUACAUAGACCCAGAGUAUCAACAAACAGGGAAGCUUAGUACAAAAUCUGAUAUCUAUUCAUUGGGUGUCAUUUUGCUUCAGUUGCUCACAGGAAGGUCUCCUAUGGCAUUAUCCUAUCAUGUGGAAGAAGCCAUUGAUGCUGGUACUUUCGACGAGAUACUUGAUCCUUCUAUUUCUAGUUGGCCUUAUGAUGAAGCCUUGUCAUUGGCUCAAUUGGCUCUUAAGUGUUGUGAGCUCAGAAAGAAGGAUAGACCAGAUUUGGACUCUGUUGUUAUGCCGGAGUUGAUCCGGUUAAGAGAUAUGGCCAUGAAUUCUUGACUUCUCUCUUCGUUUCUUAAUGUAUAUGUAAGUUCAAUCACCAUUCACCACUCUGAGGCUUAAGGCUUGUGCCUUUGUGGUUUCUUGUACCAAAAAUGUAGCAUAAUUUUUUGGAAGUUAUAUAAAGAAAAAUCAAGAGUUAUUUUUUAUGACUUGUGUAUUUGGAGACAAUGGCGGACCUAGAAGGGGACAUGGGGGUACAGCUGUAUCCCCAAAUUCAAAAAAAAAAAAUCAGUUUAAAAAAGAAAUUAAAAAAAUUGAAAAAAAAUCGCGUAGUGAGCGUUUCUUUCUUUUUUUUCUCACGCAACAGACUCCUCUUUCUUCUCUCUCUUCUCUCUCCUCUCUCUCUCUCCUCUCUCUCUCACAUAAUAACGGCCGUCGGCCGACACACCGCCCGCCGUUGGCCUAAUUCGCUGAACUCACGCCGGUCGCCGGUGCCGCGGUGGCCUAUUUCGCAAAACUCAAGCCACUGACGCAAAUCGCAGCUUUGUUCUUGUAAGUUUUUAGUUCUUAGACUCUUAGUUCUUACUUCUUAGUUCUUAGUUUAUACUUUUGUGUUUUAAUUUCAGAUUUUUCAACUUUUCUAAGUUUAUAUAUUGUUAGAUUCUUAAUUUAAUUGAAUAUUUAGAUGUAAAUUGUUGAA